Molecule: messenger RNA, 2433 nt
Organism: Beauveria bassiana ARSEF 2860
Lineage: Eukaryota; Fungi; Ascomycota; Sordariomycetes; Hypocreales; Cordycipitaceae
Product: glycoside hydrolase family 63
Exons: 3
Coding region: 1-2433 (810 amino acids)
Biological process (GO): protein N-linked glycosylation; oligosaccharide metabolic process
Cellular component (GO): endoplasmic reticulum membrane
Molecular function (GO): Glc3Man9GlcNAc2 oligosaccharide glucosidase activity
Source: RefSeq, a predicted model, not a curated record
AUGGCGCGACUCGCGCCAUGGUUCGCCACGGCAGUGGCCAUUGGAACGGCCGCCGCAACAGGCGAAUCAAUUCUCACCGCAGAGAUUGGCCGUCAAAAUAACCAGAGCCUCUUCUGGGGCCCAUACAAGCCUAAUUUGUACUUUGGAGUACGACCAAGAACACCAGAGGGUCUAUGGACGGGCUUGAUGUGGUCUAAAGUCGAUGAUUACGGCGAAGUUCAGCAAGGCUUUCGAUACACCUGCGAGCAGGGCGAGCAUGCGCACGGCUACGGCUGGGACGAAUUUGAUGCGCGACACGGCGGUAUCCAAACAAUCCAUGACAAGGGCAACUCGAUUGACAUUACGACGUCGUUUGUCAAGGUCCCGGGCGGCGAACACGGCGGCAGCUGGGCUGCGCGCAUCAAGGGCGUGCCUCGCGAGGGCGUACCCAAGGACAUCAACACUAUGCUCUACUACUACAUUGCGCAAGACGGCGAAGGCGAGCUCUCUGUUGAGACAGAAUCUACCGAGUUUGGAUAUACCGGUGAUGUUGCCUUGAAGGGCAGCUCUAAAUCUCUUGGCGACUACACUGUCGUUGUCACCGAGGGCAAGGGCAAGCAUCCCACCACGGAUCACGAUCUAGCCAAGAGGCGCAAGACGGACACUACCUUGGUGCACAGCCUGCAGCUCCCCGAACAUGAGCUCUGGCAGGGCAAAGCAGCCGUUUUCAAGCUGCUGCAGGCUUCUGCAAUGGAGAUUCAGCACGAUUACGAGCAAGAGAAUGCGCCGUUCCCGUGGCAGGUCUACCGUAUCGCCAACAAACCAGGGUCCGGUAACGCGCACGUCGUACAGAAGAAUUUCCAGGGCGAGUUUGAAUUCGAUGUCAUCUUUUCGUCUGCUUCAGCCGGCAAGCAAUUAACUUCGUCGGAUGUUACACGGGAGAUUAAACAGACUUCAGAACUCUUUGGGCAACGUUUCUCCAAGAUUUUCGAUUUCAAGGCUCCCUUUGAUGGCAGCAAGUACUUGCAAUUCGGCAAGAGCAUGUUUUCCAACCUCCUUGGUGGUGUCGGGUACUUUCACGGCGAGCAGAUUAUUGAUCGCUCGUACGCAGAGGAAUAUGAAGAGGACGACGACCGCUUCUGGGAGGGUGCAGCGGAAGCCAGAGCCCGCCAAAAGGCUGCUCUCGAGGGUCCUUAUGAGCUCUUUACCAGCGUUCCCUCGCGUCCAUUCUUUCCUCGUGGAUUUCUCUGGGACGAAGGCUUCCAUCUUAUGCCCAUUGCAGACUGGGAUGUCGAUCUUGCUCUAGACGUUGUCAAAAGCUGGUACAACACCAUGGAUGAAGAUGGCUGGAUUCCUCGUGAGCAGAUUCUCGGACAUGAGGCUCGCAGCAAGGUGCCUCCCGAGUUCCAGAUCCAGUAUCCUCACUACGCUAACCCGCCGACGCUCUUCCUCGUCAUUGAGGAUUUCAUGGAGCAGCUUCGCAAGUUCAACGGAUCGGUCGAGGCCAAGAAAGAGACCCUAGGCCAGGAAGAUGACCUUCAUGACGCACACCUGAAGAACACUGAGCUCGGCGAAUCCUAUCUGCGCAACAUUUAUCCUCUGCUGCAGCGUCAGUAUCAGUGGUUCCGUCGCACUCAGCGCGGUGAUGUUAAGACCUAUGACCGCGAGGCGUUUUCCACCCGCGAAGCCUAUCGCUGGCGAGGCCGUAGCGAGACGCACUGCUUGACCAGUGGACUUGACGACUACCCCCGACCCAGCCCCCCUUCGCCCGGCGAGCUGCAUGUCGACUUGCUUACCUGGGUUGGUCUGAUGACCAAGUCGCUCGUCAACAUUGCUGAUGCUCUUGGCAUUGCCGAGGACGUCGCCGAUAUGGAAAAGAAUCUCAAUGCUAUCGAACACAACCUGAAUGAUUUGCACUGGUCAGAGAAGGAGGGCUGCUACUGCGAUGCUUCCCUGGACGACUUUGAGGAGCACACUCUUGUCUGCCACAAAGGCUAUAUUUCCAUUAUGCCCUUUCUCGUUGGUCUGAUGAAGCCCAAGGACCCCAAGCUGGGCCGUAUUCUGGAUCUUCUCGGCGACGAGGAACACCUCUUUAGCCCAUAUGGCAUUCGUAGUCUGAGCAAGCAAUCCGAGUUUUACGGAACAGAGGAAAACUACUGGCGCAGCCCUAUCUGGAUGCCCAUGAACUACCUAGCUGUGAAGCAGCUUCACCACGUUGCCACGCAGAGCGGCCCUCAUAGCCAAAAGGCCCGCGACCUGUACAUACGUCUGCGCAAGAACCUCGUACAUACUGUAUACAAUAGCUGGAAGGAGACGGGCUUUGCAUGGGAGCAGUACAACCCGGAGACGGGUGCCGGACAGCGCACGCAGCACUUUACGGGCUGGACGAGUCUGGUGGUCAAGAUUAUGGCCAUGGAGGACCUCGAGGGUAAGGCGUCGCGCGAUGAGCUGUAA